UCUCGAGCUAAGCGGACGUCGCCACGCAGUCGCUCUGUGCAACGGUGCGUGAGAAUGUAUGUGUGUGUGUCUUAAGAUAGCUAGAGAAAGAGAGAGCGAGCGGGAGAGAACGACUGUGAAUGCGUGCCGGUUUAAGAUUUGUAUAUUUCUACCUGUGCCCGCAGAAAUUGUAUAUCUUAUUGAUAUGAUCCCCGAUUCGACUGAUAUUAAAGGCAUACAAGCACAUAAGCUACAAAAGUAUCUAGCAGAUACCACUCGCCGCCUGAACGAAGGCAUGCUAAGCAGCAGCGAAAGACGCGACAUUAACCUCUAAGCAACGAACUCAAGCAAAACAAAACAAACAAAAAAAAUCGAAUUGAAGUUUUAAGAUAAAAGAAAAAAUUUCUGUGUGCCAAGCAGAAGAUAACAAAAUUGGCAAAAUAAAUAUUAAAAACUUUGCCAAAAAUAUUAUUAACCCCACGAGGCGAGGCUAUAAAGCGCCCAACGAAUACCACAGCGAAUACACGAGCUGCCGCAGCCACAAGAUACAAAAAAGUAUCUCAAUAACAAAAGGCUCUUGCGCGCUGAAUUGUAUGCGCUGAGAUGCAAGGUCGUUGGUGGAGCAGGAGCGCAGUCACAGCCAAUGCCACUCGAUGCCACACAACAACAACAACAACAAGAAAUAGACCCUCACCAACAACAGCAAACAAUGCUAGAACAACAACAACAGCUUGAACACAACAACCACAAAAAUCUACACAACGACUCGAGUCGCCACUGUGCCCGCUGCACCAUCGAACUGGGCCGCAUCACCAACCGCGGCGCUCCCUGUCGCGUCUGCAAGCUGCGCGUGUGCAAAGCCUGUCGAGUCCAUCACGCAUUGGACUGGGUGUGCGUUGUGUGCCACAAGCAACUGGAGUUACAAGCUGCCAGCGGUGAGUGGCUGAAGGAAGCCUACGCGUCCUGCGAGGCUGUCGAUCAUCUCAGCACCAGCGACGUGCUACGGAAAAGCAUACGUCGUUCUUGGACCAUCUCAAAUCCCGAGGACGAUCCGAAUAAUCCGAAUGCCCAGCAGCCUGUCACCGACAAUUUAUAUCCACAGCAACAGCAUUUAAUUGAGGCCAAAUCGGCGGGCAGCUAUCCCACAUUGCAUCAGCACACGCUGCAUCAGCAGAUGCAGCAACAGCAUCAGCAGCAACUGCCACUGCAGCAGCAACAACAUCAGCAUCAGGCGCCCCCGCAGCCACGCCAGGCACACAUCAUCAAUUAUAAUAGCGGCAGUGCCACGCCCAUCACUGGCAGCAAGUGGCAGUUGGGGCGUCGAGUCUUACGUCAAUCCACACUACCCAGCACAUUGAAUAACGAUCCGAAUCUAAGCGGCAGCGGUGCCAAUUUGGCUAAUUACAACUCGGCCAAUUUGACCGCGCCCACCUCGCCACAUCAGCUGCAGAAAAGUCCGCUCUAUCCGAGCGCCUACAACAGCGACGACAUCAUCCACAUGAACAUCGCACCCGACUGCGAUAAUUACAGUCAGAUCCAGAUACAGCAGCAGCAGCCGCAACUGGAGGUUGCUGCGAGUCCACCCACGCACAGCCACCGACUGCAGGUGCGCCGUCAGUCGACGCUGCCAGCGAAUCCAUGCCAGCCGCCGCCCAGCAUAUACAUGUCCACCUCACCGAAUCGAGUCUACAGCCGAUCGCCGGAACGCUCGCCAGGCGAGCAGCGUUAUCCGCCCUUCACACGGCAGACAUCAUUCCCGGAGCCGCCAAGCAGCAAUUAUCAUCGCACCAAGCUGCUGCCCAACACGGCCAAUCUGGCAGCUCCGACCAACCAGUCCUCAUCGGUCGUCACAGCGGCAGCUGCGCCACCACUGAACUACGAGUCGCAGGCAUCUAGCAUGGCCAGCGAUGAGAUGGACUACAGCCAGACAUUUGGUAAGCCGCGCAUGAUGCGCCAGGCCACAUUGCCCAAUCCCGAUCAGCAUGUCAAGCUGCUGCCCACAUCGCCACCCAAGCGCCAGACGUCGCCGCAGUUCCGACGUUCGCCGGAAUUCACGCGGCAACAGACGCUGCCAAAUCCGGAAGCGUUCAACAGCGGCAACACGCUCACAGUGCACCAGACGCCACCGGCUAAAUUUAUGCCCAUCUCGCCGAGAGCCAAACAGAACUUUCUGUUUCCCAGCGUGCAGAAUCCUCGCCAGUUUCUCUCACAGCAGAACGUGCCCACUGUGGGCGGGGUUGACCUCGGCAGCGGCGGCAGCGUGGCUAGCGCCGCGGGCGAGCAGUACUCGAGCAGCCAGAGCGUCAAUAUACACCAUUCACGUGAUCCGCACUCCAAGAUGAUCAAGGUGCGCAGCCACAGCAACGAGGAGUACUCGAACAGCACCAAGUCCCAUGUGGAGAGUCGUCGCUUGCUGCCGGAAAUACCCACGACGCAACGCUCACAGAGUCGCUCGCCCAGUCGUCUGGUGCGGCAAGACUGCCUUAAGGAGCAGGAUCACGGCUCACGCACCUUUGGCGAAGCUAAGCAACAGUUCUGUCAGUUUCCCGAUGUCAGCGAGGAACUGGAAACCCGGCCGGAGUACGUGGACUAUUUUGGCAACAGCACCACCAGCUUCCUGGAGUCCGAUGAGGUGCAGUACGAGAAGAACUACAAUGCAGGCUUCAGCAGCGAGCCGCGCAUCAUCUACAACGAUGGAACCGAUGAUGCCGCCUACAAGCCAACGCUACCGCGGCCUAUAUACGGUUCCGAGAAUGUGGUCACCGGCGGAGAUGGUGGUUACGGUGCUGGAGCUCCCAUGCCCGGCUUUUAUGCCGACAUUCAUGCGACGCACAGCGGUGCAGUGCUGCCACGCACUCCACUCAUGCACAAUCGCAUGCGACGGCGACAGUCGAGGGAGUUGCCACAGCCCCAGGAGGAAUACGCAGCGGGACUAUCCGAAGGAACGGCAGCUGCAGCAGCUGUUUCUGCAGCCCCAACUAUCACGAGUGCCGCAGUGGGUGCCCUAGUGUCCGCAACGGAGACCAAUACAGAUCGUCGAAAGCCAGAGCAGAUGCGUUCCGUGUCAGAGGAUUCAGGCGCCAAAACGGCGCCCAAGCCCGUUACGCGGCGCUCCUUUUCUCAUCCCGAAAAGGACUCAACGCCACCAAAGAAAACGGAAGCCUCAAAAAUACCGAGUCCGCGACCCCUGGCCGAUAUACUGGACAAGACGCGCGGUGGCGCCACAAAGAUACCGCAGGCCCGUCGUCGCAACAGCCGCGGCGAGGAGGGUAGAGUACCACAGCAUCACUACUCCUUCCAUGAACUGCUUAAGCACCAGAACUCUGACUUAUCCAAUCGCAUGAAAAAAACGACAAUUCCCGUUAACACAGUCCCAGCCAAGGAGGAUGAACUGGCCGUAGCCAAGGCGACUGAGACAGACCCCAGCGCUGCCAACAAUGAGGCCAAUGACACAGCAGGUGCCGCAGCACACACCAGCACCUUGGGUGAGCAGGAGCUUCAGAAUGCAGUGGAAGCAGCAGCCGUUGUCUUUAAGAAGGUUGUGCUGCAGCGGCGCAAGGAGAAGGAAAAGGAGAAGGCCGCCGAAGAAGGCUCGCAGCUGGCAGCUGGCGCUUCCGGUGACAGCAACGGCGAUGCCAUGGAAACCUCGUCGUCGUCGGAGUUGGAGUUCAGGUGCAGCACCGCGGGUACGUCGGCUCAGUCGCAGUACAGUGUCGAAGCGGAUGAGUUCAAGCUUGUAUUUCUAAACUCGGACUCGUCAUCGUCAUGCAAGGAGGAGGAAGAGGAGGAGGAGGACGACAACGAUACGGAUACAGCAUCGAGUUCCUCCUGCACAUCCACACACCAAUGUCACAGCAUUGUGAGCAAUGUGGAGGACUGCGACUGGGAUUACUUUGAACCAUCGAUGAUUGCAGCCACCACAACAACAACGACCACAAUGAUUGCUUACGCCGGCUCUAUGACGUCUACAACGCCUACGCCACCGCCUCGUCUACGCCGUCGCUCCAGCGACAGCGAUUCACCCCUGCUGCAGCGUAGGCAGCAGCUGCUACGUAGCUACUGCUCCAAGAUACGCGAGAGCGACACUGGCACCGACGAGGAGUUGCACAUGCAGGCCGAGAGCAGCUCCCAGACCAGCUCCGAUCAGAAUCACACCCCACCGACACCUUCACUGCCGCUCAGCAUGAAGGCGCGCAUCAAGACGCGCUUCCUCAAGAGCCACCACCACUACCAGCACCACCACCACAGCCACGCGCCCAGCAGAUGUAGCGGCUGCAGUGGAGCCACAGCCGCCCAACAGCCCCAAUAUGUGCCCAUACCCGUGCCGGUGCCCAUACCCGUGCCAAUGGCCGCCUAUCAUAACUGGCAGCUGGAGCAUUCGGGUGCACCGCUGCUGGAGCAGGACGAGCACUUGGCUGCCUCACUGCAGCAGCUGUGGCAGGCGGCAGCAGCCGCCUCCUCCACACCAAACUCGCCGCAACAACAACAGCAGCAGCAGCAACAACAACAGCAACAGCAGGCAGCAGCCGCAGCUGCCGCUGCAGCGGCCAUGGUCGCUUACUCGCAGCAAUUCGCCGCGGCGAGCAACAUGUUUGAUGCAACACCGCCGGCAACAACCAAGAGCUAUCAGCAAUUGCCAACAACAACACGUCAAUUGGGUGGUGGCUUCAAGUCCUCGGCGCCGGAGCUGAGCGCCUCGCUGGGCUCGCUGAUGACGCAGUCGCUCUGCUCCACUGCGUCCACGUCUUCAUCAACAACGUCCGGCUACGGCACAGCAGGUCGUAGCCUGGAAACAUUAGCCGGCUGUCUGUGUCUGGCACAACAACAACAUCACCAGCAGCAGAAACAGCAACAACAGCAACAGCAACAGCAACAGCAACAGCAACAACAACAACAACAGCCACUGGCCAGCCAAAUGGAUUUCAAGCCAGCUCCAACAAGUUUAGGUUUAGUAUUGCCGCGCACGCCGUCGAGUGAACAACAACAAACGCGACGCUCGCUCUGUGCCGAUGCUGAUGUCGAUGCCGAUGUUGACGUCGCCGCAACGCCCACAACAGCACUGAGAUUGUGUAAUGCGAAUGAUAAAAGAAGCAACGAUUUCGACUGCGAAUGCGACGCCAGCAACAGCGUUAAAUUUAGCGCACAUGUUGAUGUUGAUAAAAGCGAGGCAAUGCCAGCAGCAACAUUGACAGUCGAGCUGCCAAAUAAAUGCCAAAAUCUAUGCGAAACUGUGCAAAAUAACAGACCAGCGACAGCAGCAGCAGCAACAACAGCAACAACAGCAACAACAGCAGCACAAGCACCAGACACACAAACGCAAACACUAACAGAAAACACAGAAACAGAAAGACAAACCUACCUGGCGAGUAACAACCACAACGCCGACGACGGCGACGGGGACGGUGACGACGAAGCAGCGGAGGCAGCAGACGAAACAAAUAUACAUAAAAAUCAAGUACCAGCAACAACAACAACUACAGCAACCGGAGCCACAUUGAGUGCGGCAACUCCUGCGGUAAUAACUCGUUUCAGCGACGGGCAAGUUGCAGUCGAAAAUGUUGAGAUUGUUGCCGCCGUUGCGCCUAGAGAGCAACAAUUGCAGCAGCAACCACUAGAGUCGCAACUAGCAAAGAAUUUGAGCAGCUGCUCAGUGUUGUCCUCGCAUAGGUUUAUAGACACAAAGCCCACAAAUAUGUCCGAGACCGAGCCAAGUGAGUCGGCGGCAUUUGGCUAUUUGCGCAGCGAAAGCUACGCCGCCAACAGCAGCAACAGCAACAGCAGCAGCAACAGUGAUGCCGAAGCUGAAGAUGAGCGCAGCCCACGCAAAUUGGUUGAGCGCAGCUAUGAUGUUGCUUUGGCCAUGCAGGCAGAGGUGGAGGAAGAGCAGCAGCUGGAGCCACAAGCGGCUGCAGUGCCCAUGCAAAUGGUGCACCACAGCACCACCGAGGGCAGUAGCAGCAGCAGUGAUUCCAGCAGCGACAGCAGCUCAAGCUCCGAGUCGUGUGACUCAGAUGACACCGGCACCGUGGCAGAUCGGCGGCCCAAGCGCAGGCGUUUUAACAAGGUGUUCGUGGUCAAUCGACAGGUGGGCCAUGCCGCACGUGCCAGACGCAGCUCAUCCACCGAGGGUGAUUCGUUGUCCUCCUCGGAUGCGAAUCUUGAAGAUUCGUCCGAUAACGAUACGGACACAGAGCGCACCGAUUGCGGCAUUGUGCUUAACUAUGUGAAGGCGUUGGUUGAGGAGGAGGCGGUUCCCCCAGAGGAGGAGCAGCUGCCAGUUGCUGCGGCAGCAGCAGCACGUGAUGCCAGCGACGACGAUGAUGAUGAUGAUGAAAGUGAACGCCGCAUUGCCAACUCAAGCGAUGAGCUUGCCAACUGCAUAGUUGUUGUGGGCGGCUGCACCGACGACGACGCCAAUGCCGGCGGCGUUGUCUUGCAUGGGAUGCGUGCACUGCCAGACGUCGAGGAGGAGCAGGAGCCGCAGCAACAACAGGAGCAAUCAGAGCGCAACAUUGAGCAGCCAUUCGAAUUAAGCGCCGUCCUGGCUGCCUGCGAUGAGCUGCAUAGCAUUUCCAACGAUGUGAAUCGUUUGCUGGCGCUGCACAAGCAGAACUCCCAGUUGGAGCUGAAAUUGCAGCGACUGCGACGCGGCGUGGCCGAAAUCAAUGAGGAUCAUCUGCACAGCACUGCUGCGGCUGCCGCCCACACAGCACAGAAGCCAAGCGAGUGCAGCAAUCAAAUGCUCAACGAAGGGUGUUCAGGUAAUGCACACAGCGGGCAGAAGCAGGGGGCGGCGCAAACGGCGGCAACCCUCGCGUUGACCAGUUGCCAUUCUCAGAAAAGCGUAAAUGUAAAUUCUAAUGACGAAAGCGAAGCAGCGAAACAAAGCGAGCCAAACAACGGCGAGGGUAAACAUGUAAACGAAGAAGCAGAGGCGCAAGCACAAGAAGCAGAGACAACAGAGGCAGAGGCAGCGACUCUUGGGUUUUCAUGCCAGCAGCAGGUAAAAGCAAACAGCGAUAAUAAAGUAGCAGCCAAGCAAACAACAACAGCAACGACUAUCGCUGAGCGAACAGCUGUGCAAACCCAGGCCACGGCAGCGGGAGACGCUGCGGGCGGCGGUAUACUCAGCGAAGCAUGCAAAAUAAACGACGAUUGGUUGGACUCGUUCAACUCUCACUCUCUCGCCAGAACGAGUAAAGCACCUGAAGCACAACAGCAGCGACAACAACAACAACAUCAGCAGCAGCCGCAGCAGGUAGCUGCGAGAGCGACAGCUGCUGAGCAUAAAGAGAGUGCGCUACCUGUUGCUCAUUUAGCCGAUUGCGCAGCCGAAGUGAAGUCGCAGUCGGCAUUGGAAACGGCGGCGACAGCGGCAGCGGAGUCAGUCGAAAAUGAAAUGUUAAACGUUGCGGUUGAAGAGCCAAACGCGCGCCUAACGUUGUACACUAACAACAACAACAGCAUUAACAAUAAUAAUAGCAGUAGUAACAACAACAACAUCGACGACGUUGGUCAUAAUGACGGCGAUUUCGCAGCAAAAAAGACAGAAAGCAACAACAAAGCUGCUCUUGUUGUUGGCCAACAUAGCAGCAGCAGCAGCAGCAGCAACAGUAACUGUGACGUAGUGAAUGUUAAUGUGAAUGUGAAUGUGAAUGAAGCAGCGUCGCGUGUGUUUGAAAGUUGUGAAAACGAAUACGACAAAAUAUUUGGCAGUCAUCAAGAACUGCAAAUCAACAAAGAGCCAAGUGUAACUGCAGCUGCAGCAACAGCAGCAGCAACAACAGACACAACUACAGCAACAACAACAAAUGCUGCACCUAAGAAUUCACUUUCAGCUAAAUAUCGCAGCUUAGUGAUGAUUACAAAAGACAAUGAAAGCCCAACAGCAGCAGCAACAACGAGUAGCGACAACGAUUAUGAAAUGGCAGCGAUUGGCAACAACAACAACAACAGCAGCAGCAGCAGCAACAGCAACAGCUUUGGCCAGAACUUUGGCAAUGAGUCACACGCUACGCUGCGCGCCUUAAGCAACGACAUCGAUUUUAGAGUGGAGCCGUUGACAGUGACGCCAACACCAAGUGAACGGGAAUUGUCGCGUGACUCUUACAGUGUGGAUUCCCUAAAUGAGCCGAAUGUGAGGCCGAAGCUCAGUCUGGACGAUGGCCUGGCCGACGACGACUCCUGGGUGGAAGAGCUGAGCCAACGUGGCGAUGGCGACGAGGAUGAUGAGAACUUGAGCAAUGCAACGACAACGCCUACAGCCACCGAUUCAGAGGAUGCCGAUGGGGAUGGAGAGCUGGGCGGCGGUCGCAUCAUGUACAUGGAUCGUGAGGAGGAGCUACGCGGCUAUAAUCGUUCGGCCAUUGACUUUACGCUGCACACCAUUGUCGAGGAGAGCUGUGAGGAGAGCGAAGUGGCCUCGAUGCGGGCCGAUAACGAACUGGAGCAGGAAGAAGAGGAGGAGGACUUGGCGGAACGUCGACGCAUGCGCACGCUGCAGCACCAUCAUCGCCUUAGCGCCUCAGAACUGGAGAAGUAUUUCUUCUUCGGCCUGGGCGACGGCAAGGUCAUGAGCUCCAUAGACACGCGCGGCGAUGACACCGCCUCGGAGGUCAGUUCCGAGUGCUCUGAGAGUUUGGACUCGCUGCCCAAUGAUGAUCAGUUGCUGGAUGGCGCCAAUAGCGCCGCAGAUUUGGCAUCAUCGCGUCUAGAAAAGUAUUUCCUUUCCGGGUUCAUGGGUUUCAGCGGCUCCGGCGAGAAGCAGGCGGAAAGCGACGAGAGCGGCGGCAGCGUUGGCAGCGAUAGCGAGGGACAUCCGAGUCCCAGUCAGCGGCGAAAGCGGCUAGUGCGCGCACGAGGCACACCGCGUAGUCACAACUCCUCGCUGGAUAAUCUGCUGCUGCCAGAGGCUGAUGCACUAGAUGCCACGCCAACUGCAGCUGGAGCUGCGGAGGACACAUCCGAAUCGGAGACCGGCUGCGAUGAUACCGUCGUGCACAUGGCAAACGCCGUUGAUCGCGCCUCCGACGGCAGCUCCUCAGAUACCAUAAAGCGCAAGAAGCAGCUGCGCAAGCGGCACGACUCCCUAGACGAAAAGAAGCUGCACGAGGCAGCAGAUGUGUGCGCAACUGGAGCUGGAGGCGGAAUCGGAGGCGACUCACAUGCAAACAGUCUAAACACAGCUCAGGCCAAGAAACAACAGCAUCACAGCCGCGACAGCGGCUUUGUGGGCAGCAACGACGACCUAUUGAAGUCUCCGGAUUGCGAACCAUGCAAAUCGCCCACGCCAGCUUUGGGCCAAAUCAGCGAGGACCGUGAGCCGCUGGCCACAGCAACUGCACUCAGUUUGCCCAAACCAGAGAUGCCCAGCACAAGUGCAGGUGCUGUCAGCAACGCAACACGCCGCAUAACAUUGCAGCCACCGGUAGUGGGUGGCAACAACAGUUCCAUAUUGGUGCGCAAGGAUAGCUUCAACAAUUGGAGCUCCGACGAGGAGACCAACCUGAUGAUGACCAAAAUGCGUCAGUUCUUCAAGACGCUCAUCGUGGCCACAGCUAAUGCACACCAGAAUCAGAGUCAGACCCAGAGCCAGAUACAGAGUCAGUCGCAGAGCCCAAGUGCCGGCAGCACGCCCAGCUCAGUGCGCCGGCUGGCCUGCAAGUCGGCCAAGUCUCGGCCAGCACAGCUAGCCUACUUUGAGAACGAGCUGACUCGCCUGAUGAAGACUGUGCCGGGCAUCAAUGAUGAUCAGGUGCGGGAGAUAGUCGAGUAUCUAAGCAGCGAAGAUACCUGGUCGGAUUCGUAUGACUCCUCCGACUAUACCAGCUCUGACUUGGAGGGUUCCGAGCACAAGGGACAGCUGAAGGCACAAAUCUCCGCCAGCUGUCAGCAGAUAAUCAACAAGUUCGAGGUGGAUGAGGAGGGCGUGCGAGGCGAUGGUGGUUUGCUGGAUGAGGCGCAUGCGUUGAAUGGCGAUACGGCAUUCGUGUACCAAAAGCUGGUGGCCUCCUUCAGCAAGGUAGCAGUGGGCGAAGCCAGCGAAGCACCGCCAAAUGCCAAUGCCAAGCCAGUGGAGCCAGAUGAGGAUCGCUUGUCCACAACCAGCACGGAGCAACGCUCGCCGCAGCUGUUUGCCAAGGUCAUGCAACACAUAGGAACCCGCCUGGUGGCCCUGAUGCACGAGGUGAGCAGUGGCAAUGAGACGCCCAUGUCCGCGCGACACAGUCGCCGUGUGCAAGCCAAAAUCUCGGCCACCACAACGGAGGACGAAGAGGACGAGGUGGAGCAGCAGUUGCAGCUGAAAGCGGUGCCGCUAAAGCAGCUUAAGCUGCGCAGCCGUUCGCAUGAUUUGCUGCUGGAUGGCGCCGCCAACUCCGGACAGCAUACACAGCUCCAUGGACACACGCCCGCCAAUGCGACGGGCCAUCAGCAGUCGGGAGUCGCGAGCACAGGAACAGGCGACAACGCCGGGGAGGAAUGCGGCGUGGCCAGCGAUUAUGAGCGCUUCUCGUGGCGCGGAAGUUUUGAGUCGGCAUUACUGGCUAAUGGCGACUCCAGAACGAGGCUCAGCCAGCUGAGCCAGUUAGACAGGGACAACUCGUCGUCUGCGUCCGCUUUGGCUGUGGCAAAGCGCCGAUCUGCAGGCGACCUGCUGUUCAGCCAGCACCAGCAGAGCCUUAGCCGCGAGCAGCUGGACCGUGUGCGCUCCUGCGGCAGCAUUGGCGGCGGCGAUGCCCAUCAUCAUCAGCUAGAGGCAUCGCCCGCCAAGCCUUGGCUAUCAUCGGCCAGCUCUUGCGCCGAUUCCGCCAAGGAUGUGCGCCGGUCCAGUGUGCCCGAUGCCAUCUACGAGACGGACUCUAGCGACGAGGACCAAUCCGCACAGUUCAGUGCCAAUCGCUCCACCUUGCCACGCAGCCUAGCAGGCAGCGUGCCAGUGGCCAGCACCAAUUCGCUGCCACGCCUGCCCACCAGCUCGGUGGCAUCGGUGGGAGCCGCUUUUACCAGCACGCCCAUCACCAAAUCGCAGAACGCGCUCAACUAUACGCCCUCGUCCACGGGUAGCGCCAAGAGCGCACGUUACCGCUCGCCGGGCCUGGCAGCACGUGCAGCGGCCGCCAACAGCAGCGGUGCAGGAGUUGGCUCCGCCAGCUCCUCCAACAGCUGCGGCAAAAAGCUCGGCGGCGGUCUACAGCAGUUCCUCUACUCCAAACGUGAUGCGCGCAAACGCCUGAACAUGUCAGCGGAGGAAGCCAAAGCAGCUGCCGAUGAGCUCAGCCAAUCGCCGGUUAUUGGACAACGCAAUCCGGAUGCCGCCGCCUCCAGCCCGAUACAGUCGCGUGCCUCGAGCGAAACAUGGCCGCCACAGUCGGAUGAGGACAUCGAUCGCCUGGUUGCCAUGCACCAGAAUCGCAGCAGCCUCAGUUCCCUGGGCGUACGCUCGGAGUCCAUGGCCAGCGUUUAUUCGGGCGCCGGCGAGGGUCGCUAUGGCACUGUAGUGGUCAAGGGCCAGGUGGAGUUCGGCAUGCAGUACAACUAUAAGCUGGGCGCCUUGGAGAUUCACGUGGUGCGUUGCAAGGAUUUGGCUGCUGUCGAUGCCAAACGCAAUCGCAGCGAUCCCUAUGUCAAGGUUUAUCUGUUGCCCGACAAGUCGAAGGCUGGCAAGCGCAAGACUAAAGUCAAGAAGCACACUCUGAAUCCCAUCUUUGAUGAGACGCUGCGCUUCCACACGUCCAUUUCCAGCUUGGAGUCGAAAACUCUUUGGCUGACCGUAUGGCACUCGGAUAUGUUUGGACGCAACGAUUUCCUGGGCGAGGUCAGCGUCAAUCUGCAAGGACGUCUCUUUGACAAUCCCCAGUCGCAGUGGUAUUUGCUGCAGGAACGCAGCGAACCAUUUGAUGAUGUUGCCACCUACCGCGGCGAUAUUGUUGUGGGCCUGAAAUACAUUCCGCCAGAGAGUCUAAAAUCUUCGAUAUUCUCGCGUGGCUCCAGCCUCACAGGCAGCUCCUCGAACCUGCGCAAGUUUGGAGGCAGCAUCAAAUCUGUGACUUCCAAGUCGGAUCGCAGCGCCAAGGGCGGACAGCUGCAUGUGCUGGUCAAGGAGGCCAAGCACUUAAGUCCCAUCAAGACCAAUGGCACCUGUGAUGCCUUUUGCAAGAGCUACUUGCUACCUGAUCGCACGCGCAGCUCCAAGCAGAAGACGCCGGUGGUGAAGCGAACUCUACAUCCCAGCUGGAAUUAUACGUUUGUCUACGAGGAUGUCUCCCAAAAAGACUUGUCGGAGCGUGCUCUAGAGCUGACCGUUUGGGAUCACGAUCGCUUGGCCAGCAACGAGUUUGUGGGCGGCAUACGCUUCUCCCUGGGCACAGGCCGCAGCUAUGGACGUCAGGUGGACUGGAUGGAUGCUACCGGCAAGGAGCUCUCUCUGUGGCAGAACAUGCUAGAUCGCCCCAACUUCUGGGUUGAAGGCAGCCUAGUGCUACGCUCCACGUUGGAUGGCAUACGUUCGACUUUGCCAUAGGCACAGUUCCCGUCACAAUUUGCACAGUAGUAAUUUAUUGCCUAGCCACACCCACACACACACACACAGGCAAACUCAAACACAUAUAUACAUACACUAUAAUGUGGCAGUUACAAGUUUUCUCCAUGGCAUACGAAUACGUAAUUUGUAUUUGUAUUUGUAUUUGAAUUGUAUUUGUAU
Messenger RNA from Drosophila hydei, 12679 nucleotides. RefSeq names its product synaptotagmin-like protein 4 (gene btsz). NCBI's taxonomy places the organism in Eukaryota, Metazoa, Arthropoda, Insecta, Diptera, Drosophilidae. Gene Ontology annotation, molecular function: small GTPase binding; neurexin family protein binding. The transcript is spliced from 14 exons. The coding region runs from base 623 to 12499 and encodes 3958 amino acids. Gene Ontology annotation, cellular component: exocytic vesicle; plasma membrane. Gene Ontology annotation, biological process: exocytosis; intracellular protein transport. The record is from RefSeq and is a predicted model, not a curated record.